Drosophila sulfurigaster albostrigata is the source of this 3289-nucleotide messenger RNA. RefSeq names its product dystrobrevin beta. The transcript has 10 exons. Gene Ontology annotation, biological process: synaptic signaling. Gene Ontology annotation, cellular component: plasma membrane; synapse. NCBI's taxonomy places the organism in Eukaryota, Metazoa, Arthropoda, Insecta, Diptera, Drosophilidae. The record is from RefSeq and is a predicted model, not a curated record. Bases 138 to 2588 code for a protein of 816 amino acids. Gene Ontology annotation, molecular function: zinc ion binding.
GGAAAGAAGAAGCAGUAGCAAUAACCCCAACUUUUAAGCAAAGGGCAAACAGCGAGCCACAAAAAAUCUGUCGCAGGGCCAAAAAAAAGUGACGCAUCACAAGCCGAUUACAACAAAUAUAUACGCAAAGUUGAAACAUGAUGGAGCUGGAGCCACGCGUGGCCAUACUGCAGGACUUGCGGCUACAGACAUUCGAUUCGAUACGUUUCGCAUCCUAUCGCACUGCCUCCAAGUUGCGCUACAUACAGAAGUCCACGAAUUUGCAUUUGGUGGACAUUUGGAAUGUGAUUGAAGCAUUUCGCGAGAAUGGCCUGAACACGCUUGAGCCACAGAGCGAGGUGAGCGUCGCGCGGCUGGAGACACUCGUCUCCUCGUUGUAUCACAAUCUGAACAAGCGACUGCCAACGGCACAGCAAGUGCCCGUGGACUCCAAGGCGGGUCUCUUGCUCAACUGGCUGCUGGCCGCAUACACAAGUGACAACUCGGGUAAAAUUCGUGUGUUUUCCAUUAAAGUGGCCCUGGCUACCAUGUGCUCUGGCAAGCUGGUGGAUAAGCUCAGAUAUAUCUUUUCACAGAUUUCCGAUGGCGCUGGCCAAUUGGUGGCCUGGAAGUUGAGCGAGUUUCUGCGCGAAGUGCUAGCAUUGCCCGCUGCUGUUUAUGAAUCACCCACAUUCCAUUACAAGGAGGGACUGGAGGAGGAGAUCUUUCCGGCGGAGAAUAAGGUCACAGUGAACGAUUUCAUGGCAACACUUAUGUCUGAACCGGGACCAUCGUGUCUCGUUUGGCUGCCGUUGCUGCAUCGGUUGGCCACCGUUGAGACUAUUGUGCAUCCGACGAUCUGUUCUGUUUGCCAUAAGGAAAACUUCACUGGAUUUCGUUAUCGUUGUCAGCGGUGUCACGCCUACCAGUUGUGCCAGGAGUGCUUUUGGCAUGGCAAGACAUCGCUGAACCACCAAAACGAUCACGAGGUCAAGGAGUACUCGAGCUACAAGUCGCCCAGCAAACAGAUUGGUCACUCCUUGCGCAAGAGCUUCCGAUGCGUGCCCGAGAAGACGACGCAAGUGUUGCCACGAUUCCCCGACCAGCCCGAAAAGACCCUCAAUCUAUCGCACAUUGUGCCACCAUCGCCAUUGCCAUCGCACAACGGUUUCUCCGAUCCGGCGUUGGGGCAUUUGCAUGGACCCGGCCCGGGACCGGGGCAUGGCGGCAUCUUUGAUCGUUCCAGCACGCUGGAUUCGCGGGCCACUGGACGCAGCCUGGACACAACAAUGUCGCGUGUGGCCGCCGCCUCGGCCAACGAUGAGGAGCAUCGUCUAAUUGCCCGCUAUGCAGCGCGCUUGGCGCAGGAGAAUCGCGCACCCUCCAACAUGCCGAAUGCGGAGAGCAUCACGCCCAUUGGCACAGACAAUUCGCGUGCGCAACGCGAACUCAUCGCCCAGCUGGAGUCAAAGAACAAGGAGAUUAUGCGUGAGAUUGCGCGCCUGCGUCGCCAGCAGGAGACUGAGCAAAUGGCGCCCGAGAAUCCGGCGCUCAUCAACGAGCUGCGCGCGCUCCGCCAGCGCAAGGGCGAACUCGAGGGUCAUCUGGGUGCGCUGCAGGAUUCGCGGCGACAGCUCAUGGAGCAGCUGGAGGGCCUAAUGCGUAUGCUCAAGAAUCAACAGACUGCCUCGCCACGCUCGACGCCCAAUUCCAGUCCUCGCUCAGGCAAAUCGCCACCCAUGCCCGGCGGCGGUGGCUCAGCAGCGGCCAAUGCAGCUGCAGCUGGCGCCGGUGUGUUGGGCACAUCGCCGAUGAGUGCGCUGCAUGCCCAGCAGCUGCAGCAAAUGCAACAGCAUCCGAUGCUGCGCUCGACACAGCAACAACUGCUGCAGGCUCAGCAGUCGCAACAAGCAGCGGCGGGCAUGCCCGGCCAUGCUCCAUUCAGCCAGAGUCAACUGGAGCAGCUCAAUCAGAUUAGCAGCGAUAUGCGCAGCGCCUUUGCCGCCAAUGGCAGUGCAACCCCACCGCCACUUAUGGGCAGUGCUAAUCCAAAUGCCGAUGCGGAGCUGAAUGAAGCAGCCGACAACAUAACAUCGGCGAUAUCGACGAUGGUCAGCGAUUUGAAUGCAGGACAAGGAACAACAAACUCCUUGGCACAGGCGCGUUUCAUACUGCCGUUGGAGUAUCGUCACAUUGAGGGCGGCGAGUCCCCAACAUCGUCUGCUGGCUCUGCCUCUGACUGCAAUUGCCAGGUGUACGAGCAAAGCUUUUGCGCUGGCGAGGAUUACGAGUGCCAGGGCGCCGUUGCUGCUCCUGCUGAUCCCCUUAACGAUGUCGAUGUUUGUAAUGAUGAUGAGCUGUUGUCGCCCGUGCAUUUCGACUACAAUUUUGGCCAGAGCGAUGAGCAGUCUCAGGUGAAUCGUAUACUCGGCUAUCGUCAUCAUCCCGAGCUCUUCAUUGACGACGAUCAGGCCGGAUUUCCGGCACUGCACGAGAUCGAUUUCGACGAAUCUCAAUCAUAUAAUCCCGAAUGGAAUGAAAAGGCAAAUGCGAAUAGCCAGUGGCAGGAGCAGUUUGCACAAUGGAGUCUUAAUUCACAAAAGAACUAAAUCAUCUGGUGUGGACCUACGAUUAUUGGGGUUUAUCGGGCGGGAGCAGCCCGCUUAGCUUUUUAUUAUACUUAAAUCUUAUGUUGAUCUAGAGCAAUUUAUUUAUUGACUACUUUAGUCCUAUAUACACACACACACUAUCUCUUAAACAUUUUAAUUUAUUUCACUUUGCGGUGUAUAUGUUAGCGGGCAUUAUAAACAGAAAAAAAGUUAAUGAAGAUGAAGAAAAGAAACCUACUUAUAAUCAUUAUAUACGUACACUUAAUUAUAUUGUAUGACAGACAAAGGAAAUCUGUACGAUGGAAAGACUUGCAUUUGAAGUCGCAAAUCUCCGAGAAUCUCUCGUAUCCAUUUUUUAAGUUAAGCUCCAUGAAUCGCAAUUUGCUAUUCGAUUUUUAAAACGCGCUUUAUUGCACGAGGAAGUUGUGCAACUAUUUAUUACAUAUUUAACAAAAAAAAAAAAUGAAAAUCAAACACAUAAUACAAAAUACUAUAUAUAGACAACAUUUAUGUACUUAAAACUAGCAACUUGUUGAAAUACCUAAAAAUCAAAUUCUAAAUGCUGAUUCCUGUCAUUUUCCCUCCCAGAACAGCAGCAGAACAAUAAAUAAUAAACAACACUUUGAUAUACGAUAUAAAUCUAGAUUCAACUGAGAAUUACUAAAACAAAAAAAAAAAAACAAAAAAUAAUAAUAAAACAA